AUGGCUCCAUAUCCAAGGGAUGAGCAACCUGGUCCUCCAGAGAAAAUGGUAGGAACAUUAAAGGAGCAGCUAGAUUCAAUCACCCCAGCUCUGCGGGAGAUGCAAUUAAGAAAACAAGAGAGGGUGAAACAAUUCCAAGCUGUGCAAGGUCAAAUUCAGAAAAUAUCUGCAGAAGUAGCAGGCCAAUCAGAAUACGAUGAUUCAUCAUCAAAUGUAAUAGUUAACAAGAAUGAUCUUUCACUAAAAAAACUUGAGGAGUACCAAAUUGAGCUUCAAAGAAUUCACAAUGAGAAAGUAAAGCAAUCAGCAAUUUGCUUCGUAAGGGGCUCUAUCAACUUCACAUUGAAUUAA
Ilex paraguariensis (yerba mate) is the source of this 351-nucleotide messenger RNA. NCBI's taxonomy places the organism in Eukaryota, Viridiplantae, Streptophyta, Magnoliopsida, Aquifoliales, Aquifoliaceae. The record is from the annotation of a GenBank genome assembly.